This is a messenger RNA of Chlorella variabilis, 1782 nucleotides long. RefSeq lists its product as hypothetical. Gene Ontology annotation, molecular function: ATP hydrolysis activity. Gene Ontology annotation, cellular component: nucleus. Lineage: Eukaryota; Viridiplantae; Chlorophyta; Trebouxiophyceae; Chlorellales; Chlorellaceae. The record is from RefSeq and is a predicted model, not a curated record. The transcript is spliced from 8 exons. The coding region runs from base 1 to 1782 and encodes 593 amino acids.
AUGACAGCCUCGCAACCUUCACCAGCGGCAGGCUCAACAGAGACUGUGGACACAGUGCCCCCGCACCAGCCAGCCCUUUUCCCUAGCCACUACCCAACACCCUUCAGCGCCAUUGCCACUCUGCUGGCGGGCUGCCUGCUGCGCUGCGAGCAGUCGAGCGGCACCUACGCUCAUGUGGACCUGGAGAUGCAGCAGCAGCAGGGACCGCACCAGCAGCAUCAGCUGCCGGUGUUGGUAGUGGAGGAUGAUGCUGCUGGCCUGUCCCCACAGCAACUGCGCCGCAGCGUUGGCAUUCCCCAGCGCGCCAACAGCACCGUCGGCAGCUCCGGGGCAGCUGGCGGCACUGGCAGCAGCAAGUUGCCAGACCUGGUGCAUGCUGCGCUGCGCCUGGGAUCGCUGGCCUUGGUGCUGACCAAGCGGCGCCAGCAGGGUGCCAGCGUUGCGCUGCUCACCUGCACCAGUGCUGCUGGCGACGUUGAGGCGGUGGUCGUUGACUUUGCAGCAGAUGGCAGCCAGCAGCUGGCCCCUGCACGCAAGGCUGGCGUGCCUGCGACCGCGGCAGCGCCAGCAGCCGCCACGGCACCACCAGACUCGGAGGCUGCAGUAGGGUGGCAGGCUGCCAUGGAUGCCAUCGGGCGGCUCUGGCCAAGUCACGGCAGCAAGGCCAGGCUGCAGCAGCUGCUGGAUGCCAUGCCGGAGCAAGGGACACGCCUGCUGAUAGCGCAGCUGCGCAGAGCGAGCCACACAGGCGGCGCGGCUGAGGCUGCUGCAUACGAGCUGGACUGGGCUGGUGCCGGCGACCUCAAAGCUGCAGAUGUGUUGGGUCAGGUGGCAGCAGCAGGCGCGGCAGGCACAGGGGUGCUGCCAUCACCUCAAGGGCUGCCGGAGCAGCCGCAGCCGCCGCCAGGCGACCCCGGCGUGCAGCGCUGCAUGGCGCACCGCCACUCCCUGCGUGCCUACAUGGGCCUCCUGUUCCUGCGCUGGCCGGCCGGCUUCCGCCUGCGGCUGCGCGGCAGCGACAUGCAGCACACACCCAUCAGGGACAAGGUGGAUGAGCGUGGCUUUCAGAUGCAACACGUGGUCCAAGUCCAUACCGGCUUCCUGGCUGAUGCGCCCCACACAGUGGUGCAGGGCAUCUGCCUGUACCACAGCAACCGCCUGGUCAAGCCCUUCUGGAAAGCCUUCCUCAAGCGCACUGUGCCAGCGUAUUGGAAGCGGCAUGCGCACCUGCUGGAUGGCUGGACAGGCCUGCGCCAUGGCAGCGGGAUGGCCGGCCAGCAGACCCCUGCGCCCCCCUGGGCGGCAGCAAUGCAGCAGCAGCACGAGCAGCUGGCCCAGGGACGCUCACAGCAGCAGCAGCAGCAGCAACACCCAGCGGCAGGAACCCUGCAGCAACUCAUGACGCUGGCUACCGCCGCUGGGCAGCAGGCGACGCAUGGGGAGGCGCAGACGUGGCGGCAGCUGCUGGCUGCCCUGCUGGCACAGCAUGGGCCGCUCCAGGCGGCUCGACAGCAGCAGCAACUCAUGGGGCUAGAGCAGCUGCAGCAGAUGGGACUGCCUGGCAGCGCAGUCACCGGCACCCGCGCAACAGCCACCACCACCACUGGCCAGCAACAGCUCCAUGCAGGGCGGUUCACGCCCUCGCAGCAGCAGCAGCCCGAAGAACCGCAGCGCAGCAUGGUCGGCUUGCAUGGUGCACGGGAGCACGAUGCGCUAGCGGGGAGUAAGCGUUCCAACCUGGGGGAAGAUGCGGUGGCAGCUAAGCGCCCUCGGCUGUGUUAG